Messenger RNA from Castor canadensis (American beaver), 1338 nucleotides. Its product is annotated as histone H2B type 1-B. The record is from RefSeq and is a predicted model, not a curated record. Gene Ontology annotation, molecular function: protein heterodimerization activity; structural constituent of chromatin; DNA binding. Lineage: Eukaryota; Metazoa; Chordata; Mammalia; Rodentia; Castoridae. Gene Ontology annotation, cellular component: nucleosome.
UCUUAAACCUUCAUUUAAAUUAAAAGACUAUAAAUAAGCGGGUUUAGCUUGUUUCCCUUUUUACUGUUUGUUGUGGUACUACUAAUACCAGCUUUAUAGCUAUUAUUUUAGCAAUGCCAGAGCCCUCCAAGUCUGCUCCUGCUCCUAAGAAAGGGUCUAAGAAGGCCAUCACAAAGGCGCAGAAAAAGGACGGCAAGAAGCGCAAGCGAAGCCGAAAAGAAAGCUAUUCCAUCUAUGUAUACAAGGUGCUGAAACAGGUCCACCCGGACACCGGCAUCUCGUCCAAGGCCAUGGGCAUCAUGAACUCGUUCGUCAACGACAUCUUCGAGCGCAUCGCGGGGGAGGCGUCUCGCCUGGCGCAUUACAACAAGCGCUCGACCAUCACGUCCCGGGAGAUCCAGACGGCCGUGCGCCUGCUGCUGCCCGGGGAGCUGGCCAAGCACGCCGUGUCCGAGGGGACCAAGGCCGUCACCAAGUACACUAGCUCCAAGUAAGUGCCUAGUAAGGCACCUUUUAAUACAAAGGCUCUUUUCAGAGCCACUCACUUUGUCAAGAGAGAGCUGUUAACUCAUUUGUGGUCUCAUUGCUUGGUUUAGCUUUUAAUUGGUAUUUGGAGCAGGUUCAGAUGUCUUUGUCUUUAGCAUCUCACCUAAGGUCCAAAAGCACAUUUGUUGUAAAACCAUUUUUUCUUGAAUAUACCUUAGGGUGCUUUUUGAAUAAGUGACAAGCACUUUCUGAUGGAUGAGUGUAAUUUCCUUACAGACAAUGGUUGGAGGAUUACAUGGGAGAGGAGUCACUGGCCCUAUUUCACAAGCAUGGAAAGUGAGUUGCAGAGGGCAGGAAUGUGACGAUUUUUAUUCCUUGGAGCUUGAAGUACUAUGCGAAUUCUUUACGCUUUAUUGUUGAGGUUCUCUUGGGCACCUCGAUGAAGUAUACCUGCAGCUCUUAGAACAAGUAAAUGCCUGUAAUUUUAUUGAUAACCUAAAUGCUUUUCGAAUUUUUCUUGCAUCCCAGAAAUCAUAAGCUAUACAACUACUAUAAUUCGUUUUCAAACUUUUCUUGCAUCCCAGAAAUUAUGGGCUAUUUAUGUCAGGGUUUAGGGUAGAAUAGGUCGUUGAUGUUGGCUAGAGCUCCAAGAGGGACAAUGGGUUUGAAUUUCGCGCCCUUAUCUGGCGCCACUGUUGUAACUAACAAGGAGGGCCUCUGCUGGAGAAGACUAGAGGUUUUCCUCUGUAGGCUUUUAUUUUUUCGGAGGUGGAGGUGGAAAGAAUCUGGGACUCCAGCAAUUAUUGCUAGAAAUAAGUAAAGGCCUUGCUUGAGAAAGGAGCAAAUAGAGCA